Messenger RNA from Rhineura floridana, 1153 nucleotides. RefSeq names its product myozenin 2 (gene MYOZ2). The coding region runs from base 187 to 981 and encodes 264 amino acids. Gene Ontology annotation, cellular component: Z disc; actin cytoskeleton. NCBI's taxonomy places the organism in Eukaryota, Metazoa, Chordata, Lepidosauria, Squamata, Rhineuridae. Gene Ontology annotation, molecular function: actin binding; FATZ binding; telethonin binding. The record is from RefSeq and is a predicted model, not a curated record. The transcript has 6 exons.
AAUCUUUUUGGAGAGGGUCAGUCCCCAGUGUGUCUCGGUACUAGGCAUCAUGCAGACCCAAGAACAAGCAUAGAAACCACUCAGGACCAGAUAGGUCAUCCCCAUUCAUAACAAACUCCAUAAACUUCACCCAAAGCAUCAGCAUCACUGUUUUCCCAACAAUAAGUAAGAAAAUCACGCCAGACAAUGCUAUCACAUUCUGCCAUGGUCAAAGAGAGGAAGCAACAAGCAUCUGCCAUCAUGAAGGAAAUCCAGAGAAAUGAAUCACCUGGAAUAGACCUUGGAAAAAAGGUCAGCAUCCCUAGAGACAUCAUGUUGGAAGAAUUGUCAUUGCUUAGUAACAGAGGAGCACAGCUAUUCAAGAUGCGUCAAAGGAGAUCUGACAAAUACACAUAUGAAAAUCUUCACUUUUUAUCUAGCAAGCCAAGGAACCGCAGUGAGGUCAUACAGUGCAUUGAAAUGGAUGCUAGUGGCAUGGAAGCUGGCCAAGAACAUGCACCAACAACACCUCCUAAUACACCUGAUCCACGGAGCCCACCAAACCCUGAAACCAUUGCCCCAGGAUAUUCUGGACCACUGAAGACAAUCCCUCCCGAGAGGUUCAACACUACAUCCGUGCCAAAGUACUAUCAAUCACCUUGGAUAGAAGCCAUCAGCAAUGAUCCAGAGCUGUUGGAGGCUUUAUACCCUAAACUGUUUAAGCCAGAAGCAAGACCAGAGCUGCCCGACUUUAAGAGCUUUAACAGAGUUGCUACUCCUUUUGGUGGUUUUGAGAGAGCAUCGAAACUGGUUAAGUUCAAAGUACCAGAUUUCAACUUCCUGCUGCUAAAUGAUCCACGAUUCAUGGUCCUUGCCAAUCCUCUUUCUACCAGGCGGUCUUUCAACAGGACUCCUAAAGGAUGGACCUCUGAGAAUAUUCCCAUAAUGAUAACUAUACAGCCUACAGAGGCAAACGGCGUUCCAGAAACGGAUGAUCUGUGAAAAGAGUGGAGUGUCAAUCACACAUCAGAAUCAAUGUGGUGAUAUUCUGCUCUUUCAACAUGUGCUACAUCCUUUUCUUAUAACAACAUAUGAUGCUGUUAACUGUUUUCUGGAGUUAAGUUUCUUCUACAAAUGUAACAAAUAAAAUAACUUGGCCAUUACUCUUGAAAAA